GUGGAGACGAAGAUGGCGGCGGCGGUGACGGCACUGCCCGGGCGCCCGAGGGCCGUCAGCCUCUGAGCGCGGAGCCGUGCCGCUCCGCCGCGGGGAGCGCUGCCGGCCUUGCUCCCCGGGCCGGAGCCUGAGGGCCCCCCUCCGUCUGAUCCGACCUUCCCCUCCUCCCCGGCCUCUCUGUGUCUUCCCCCAGCCUUCUCCGCAGAGGCCAUGGAGGACGAGGAGCGGCAGAAGAAGCUGGAGUUCGGCAAAGCGAAGCUUGCCCAGUUUCGACAAAGGAAAGCUCAGUGUGAUGGGCAGAAUCCUUCUAAGAAGAAAAAAAAGAAAAAUACUUCAAGCAGUAAACUUGAUGUAUCAGCAUACCAUGCUUUGAAUAUUGAGCAAUCACAGAAUGAUGAGAAGUAUAUGAAUAGUUCUCAGGGAGUAGGAUCCGUCGUGACUCCUGAAUCCACAGUAAUGAGAACACUACACAGUGGAGAAAUAAUCAAACAUGAGCAGGUCUUCUCUGUUGAACCAGAAAGUGAAAUUUCAACCACAGCCGAAGAUUAUAGUUCAGAGGUAAAUGGUUGCAGUUUUGUGGUGAGAACAGGAAAGCCUACAAAUUUAUUAAGGGAAGAAGAAUUUGGUGUUGAUGAUUCUUAUUCUGAACAUGGAGCACAGUACAAUCCGACCCACCUAGAGAUGAUGGAAAAUGAAUUGGUUGGGAAACAGCAUGAGAUUGAGGAGCUAAACAGAGAACUGGAAGAAAUGAGGGCCACCUAUGGGACUGAAGGACUACAGCAAUUACAAGAAUUUGAAGCUGCCAUUAAACAAAGAGAUGGCAUCAUAACUCAGCUUACUGCUAAUUUACAACAAGCAAGAAGAGAAAAGGAUGAGACAAUGAGAGAAUUUUUAGAAUUGACAGAACAAAGCCAAAAUUUACAGAUUCAAUUUCAGCAUUUACAGGCUAGUGAAACUCUGAGAAACAGCACUCACAGUAGCACUGCUGCAGAUUUACUACAAGCCAAACAACAAAUUCUCACUCAUCAGCAACAGCUGGAAGCACAAGACCAUCUCUUAGAAGAUUAUCAAAAAAAGAAAGAAGACUUCAAAAAGCAAAUCAGUUUUUUGCAAGAGAAAAUUAAAGCAUAUGAAAUGGAACAAGAUAAAAGAGUAGAAAGUUCAAAUAAAGAAGUUCAAGAAAAGGAGGCAAUCAUUGAAGAAUUAAAUACAAAAAUAAUUGAAGAAGAAAGAAAAACUUUUGAGCUAAAGGAUAAAGUCACAGCUGCUGACAAAUUACUGGAAGAAUUACAAGAACAGGUUGUACAAAAGAACCAAGAGAUAAAAAAUAUGAAUUUAGAGUUGACUAAUUCCAAGCAAAAGGAAAGACAGUGUUCUGAGGAAAUAAAACAAUUAAUGGGGACAGUUGAAGAACUUCAGAAGAAAAACCAUAAAGAUAGCCAAUUUGAAACUGAUAUCCUGCAAAGAAUGGAACAAGAAACACAAAGAAAGUUAGAACAACUCCGGGCAGAGCUGGAUGAGAUGUAUGGACAGCAGAUAGUACAGAUGAAACAAGAGUUAAUAAAACAACACAUAUCACAGAUAGAUGAACUAAAAACACAACAUAAGGCAGAGAUGGAUAAUGCUUUAAGAUCAUAUCCAAAUACUACAGUUAAUGAAGAUCAAGUAAAGUUAAUGAAUAUGGCAAUAAAUGAACUGAAUAUAAAAUUGCAAGAUACUAACUCUCAAAAAGAAAAACUCAAGGAAGAACUAGGAAUAAUUUUAGGAGAAAAGUCUGCUCUACAAAGACAGCUUGAAGACCUUUGUGAAGAAUUGAGCUUUUCAAGAGACCAAAUUCAGAGAGCUAGACAGACAAUAGCUGAACAAGAAAGUAAACUAAAUGAAGCACAUAAGUCCCUUAGUACAGUGGAGGAUUUGAAAGCUGAGAUUGUAUCUGCAUCCGAAUCCAGGAAGGAACUAGAAUUAAAACAUGAAGCAGAAGUUACAAAUUAUAAGAUAAAACUUGAAAUGUUGGAAAGAGAAAAGAAUGCUGUGUUAGAUAGAAUGGCGGAAUCACAAGAAGCUGAAUUAGAGAGACUGAGAACACAGCUUCUGUUUAGUCAUGAAGAAGAACUUUCCAAACUAAAGGAAGAUUUAGAAAUUGAGCAUCGAAUAAAUAUUGAAAAACUUAAAGAUAAUUUAGGCAUUCACUAUAAACAGCAGAUAGAUGGCUUACAGAAUGAAAUGAGUCAAAAGAUAGAAAACAUACAGUUUGAAAGAGACAAUUUGAUAACUAAGCAGAAUCAAUUAAUUUUGGAAAUUUCAAAGCUAAAAGAUUUACAGCAGUCCCUUGUGAAUUCAAAAUCAGAAGAAAUGGCUCUUCAAAUCAAUGAACUUCAAAAAGAAAUUGAAAUACUCAGACAAGAAGAAAAGGAAAAGGGUACACUUGAACAAGAGGUUCAAGAAUUGCAACUUAAAACUGAAUUAUUGGAGAAACAAAUGAAGGAAAAGGAGGAUGACCUUCAAGAAAAAUUUGUGCAACUUGAAGCAGAGAAUAGUAUUCUUAAAGAUGAAAAAAAAGCCCUUGAAGACAUGUUGAAAAUACAUACUCCUGUUAACCAAGAAGAAAGAUUAGUUUGCAUGGGCCCCAUUAAGUCCAAAUCCAAAGAUGGUAGCUGGCAAACAGAAAUAGAAAUGCUCACUGAGGAAAACGAAGACCUCAAAAAACAAUGUACUCAGCUAAAUGAAGAGAUUGAGAAGCAAAGAAACACUUUUUCAUUUGCUGAAAAAAAUUUUGAAGUUAACUAUCAAGAGUUACAAGAGGACUAUGCUUGCCUUCUCAAGGCAAAAAGUGAUUUAGAAGACAGUAAAAAUAAACAAGAGGUAGAGUAUAGAAGUAAGCUUAAAGCACUUAGUGAAGAACUUCAUCAUUUGCAAAGAAUAAAUCCACCUACAGCAAAAAUGAGAAGUUCAAUAUUUGAUGACGACAAAACUUUUAUAGCAGAAUCAUUGGAAAUUGGUGAGGUGGUUGAGAAAGAUACUACAGAACUUAUGGAAAAACUUGAGGUAACCAAGCGAGAAAAAUUAGAACUGUCAGAAAGACUGUCUGACCUUUCUGAACAAUUAAAACAGAAACAUGGUGAAAUUUGUUUUCUAAGUGAAGAAGUUAAAUCUUUAAAGCAAGAGAAAGAGCAAGUUUUAUUGAGAUGUAAAGAGCUAGAAGUCAUAAUUAACCAUAAUAGGACAGAAGAUGUAAGAGGAUGUGAUGUUCAGUUAUGUUCUUUAAAUGAUGGAGUUGUGACUUUGACAAGCAGGGAAUCUGGAGGAUCAGUUUCUAAAAUAAGUAAAGAUUUUGGUGCAUCAAAAAUAGUGGAGGAUGAGAAAAUACCUUUUGAAAAUAUGACUAUUGGGAAAGAAAGCAAACAAGAACAGUUGUGUUGGGAUCACUUGCCAUCUGUGACAAAUGAAUUAUCACUUGGGAUAACUGAACCAAGUGACAAUGAUAAACUUCAGCAGGAACUUAGUGUACUUAAAUCAGAACAGAAUGAUUUAAGGCUACAAAUGGAAGCACAACGUAUAUGCCUCUCUCUGGUUUAUUCGACUCAUGUGGAUCAGGUUCGUGCAUACAUGGAAAAUGAAAAAGAUAAAGCUCUUUGCAAUCUUAAAGAGGAACUUAUUUUUGCUCAAGAGGAAAAAAUCAAGGAACUUCAGAAAAUUCACCAGUUAGAGAUACAGAAUAUAAAAACACAGGAAACAGAUGCCAGUCAUAAAAGCAAGUUAUCGACCCUGCAACAUAUUGAACAAAUUAAACAACUUGAAAGACAAGUCCAAGAAUUAGAAAAACUCAUAUUCUCUUUGCAGCAACAGUUGAAAGAAACUGAAGAAAACUAUGAGGCAGAGAUCCAUUGUUUGCAGAAAAGGCUUCAAGCUAUUAGUGAGUCCACAGUUCAGCCAAGCUUCUCCAUUGAUUCAGUCGUAAUUACUGAAUCUGAUGUACGGAAAACCAUGCAAACUGGAAAUUGUCUAAAACAGAACAUGGAUGGUACAACCGAGUUUUCAGGUGGUGGAUUUGAAGUGGAACAAGAAACAAAUAUGGUUAAGUUGUUGGAAAAACAGUACCAAGAACGAUUAGAGGAAGAAGUAGCUAAGGUCAUUGUGUCAAUGAGUGUAGCAUUUGCUCAACAAACUGAACUAUCUAGAAUAUCUGGAGAAAAAGAAAAUACUUCAUCAUCGAAAGAAGCACAUGCUCUUUGUCAACAAGAACAACAUUAUUUAAAUGAAACGAAAUUACUUCAGGGUCAGCUUGGUUUUCAGACUUUUGAGACAAUGGACAUGAAAUGUAAAGAAGAAUUUAAACCACUUAGUAAGGAGUUAGGAGAAGAUGGGAAGGAAGUUCUGUUAUCAAACAGUGAUAAUCUUGAUGACAUACUUGAAUCAAAGGACCAUGAACUGACUAUUUCAGAAGAACUGUUCUCCAAAGAUAAAACAUUUCUAGCCAGAGAAUCUGUCCAUGAGGAGAUUUUGGUAUCAAGCAUGGAUGCUUCUAGACAGCUAAUGUUAAAUGAAGAACAGUUGGAAGAUAUGAGGCAGGAACUUGUACGACAAUACCAAGAACAUCAACAGGCAACAGAACUGCUAAGGCAGGCGCACAUGCGCCAGAUGGAGAGACAGCGAGAAGACCAGGAGCAGCUACAAGAAGAGAUUAAGAGACUGAAUAGACAGUUAGCCCAGAGAUCCUCAAUAGAUAAUGAAAACCUGGUUUCAGAGAGAGAGAGGGUGCUUUUAGAGGAGCUGGAAGCACUAAAGCAGCUGUCUCUAGCUGGAAGAGAGAAGCUGUGUUGUGAGCUGCGCAACAGCAGUACGCAAACACAGGAGGAUAAUGAAAAGCAAGGGGAAGUUGAGGAACAGACCUUUAAUGAAAAGGAAUUGGACAGAAAACUUGAAGAUGUGCCUCCUGCUGUUCUGUCCAAUGAAAGGUAUGCACUCCAGAAAGCUAAUAACAGACUUCUGAAGAUCCUCCUAGAAGUUGUAAAGACAACAGCGGCUGUGGAAGAAACAAUUGGCCGCCAUGUCCUUGGCAUUCUGGAUAGAUCUAGUAAAGGCCAGUCACCUGCCAACCUGAUUUGGAGGUCAGAAGCAGAGGCACCUAUAAAGUCGUGUGUUCAUGAGGAACAUACAGGAGUUACAGAUGAGUCUAUACCAUCUUAUUCUGGAGGUGAUAUGCCAAGAAACGACAGUAGCAUGUGGUCAAAAGUAACUGAAGAAGGAACGGAGCUGUCACAGCGGCUCAUGAGGAGUGGUUUUGCUGGAACUGAAAUAGAUCCUGAAAAUGAAGAACUUAUGCUGAAUAUUAGCUCUCGACUACAAGCAGCAGUUGAAAAACUCCUAGAAGCCAUAAGUGAAACCAGUAGUCAGCUCGAACAUGCAAGAGUUACACAGACAGAGUUGAUGCGUGAGUCAUUUAGACAGAAACGAGAAGCGACAGAGUCCCUUAAGUGCCAAGAAGAACUGCGAGAGCGCCUCCAUGAGGAGUCCAGGGCCAGAGAGCAGCUGGCUGUGGAGCUCAGUAAGGCUGAAGGUGUCAUUGAUGGCUAUGCAGAGGAAAAAACCCUUUAUGAAAGGCAAAUUCAGGAAAAAGCGGAUAUCAUAGAUGGACUGGAGCAGGAGCUGUUAUGUGCAAGUAGCAGGUUACAAGAACUGGAAGCAGAGCAACAGCAGAUCCAAGAAGAAAGAGAAUUGCUGUGCAGACAGAAGGAGGCGAUGAAAGCAGAGGCAGGCCCAGUCGAACAGCAAUUAUUACAGGAGACAGAAAAACUAAUGAAGGAAAAAUUAGAAGUACAAUGUCAAGCUGAAAAAGUAUGUGAUGACCUUCAAAAACAAGUGAAAGCUCUAGAAAUGGAUGUUGAGGAACAAGUCAGUAGGUUUGUAGAGCUGGAACAAGAAAAAAAUGCUGAACUAAUGGAUUUAAGACAACAGAACCAAGCACUGGAAAAGCAGUUGGAAAAAACAAGAAAAUUUUUAGAUGAGCAAGCCAUUGAUAGAGAACAUGAGAGAGAUGUAUUCCAACAGGAAAUACAGAAAUUAGAACAGCAACUUAAGGUUGUACCUCGAUUCCAGCCUAUCAGUGAACAUCAAACUAGAGAGGUUGAACAGUUAACAAAUCAUCUGAAAGAAAAAACAGACAAGUGCAGUGAGCUUUUGCUCUCUAAAGAGCAGCUUCAGAGGGACAUACAAGAACGGAAUGAAGAAAUUGAGAAACUGGAGUUCAGAGUAAGAGAACUGGAGCAAGCCUUACUCAUUAGUACAGAUCCUUUCCAAAAGGUAGAGGACCGAAAACAAUUUGGAGCUGUAGAAGCUAAAGCAGAAUUGUCCCUAGAAGUACAAUUGCAAGCUGAGAGAGACGCCAUAGACAGAAAGGAAAAAGAGAUCACAAACUUAGAAGAACAGUUAGAACAGUUUAGAGAAGAACUGGAAAAUAAGAAUGAAGAAGUUCAGCAACUACACAUGCAAUUAGAAAUACAGAAAAAGGAAGCUACUACCCGCCUACAAGAACUUGAACAAGAAAACAAAUUAUUUAAGGAUGAAAUGGAGAAGCUGGGAUUUGCUGUAAAGGAAUCUGAUGCUACCUCUACUCAGGACCAACAUGUGAUAUUUGGGAAAUUUGCUCAAAUAAUGCAGGAAAAAGAGGUAGAAAUUGACCGAUUGAAUGAGCAAAUUACAAAACUUCAGCAUCAACUUAAAAUUACAACAGAUAACAAGGUUAUUGAAGGAAAAAAUGAACUGAUAAGGGAUCUUGAAACCCAAAUAGAAUGUUUGGUGAGUGAUCAAGAACGUGUGAAGAAAACCAGAGAGGAAGAAAUCGAGCAGCUUAAUGAAGUGAUUGAAAAACUUCAACAGGAAUUGGCGAAUAUUGAAGAGAAGACAUCAGUGCAUGUUAAUUCUCUUCCAGAAGAAGCAGAUAGUCUACAACAUCAGUUGGAGAUGGUGAUAGCUGAGAAACUGGCUUUGGAGCAGCAAGUAGAAACCACUAAUGAAGAAAUAGCUUUUAUGAAAAAUGAACUUAAAGAAACCAAUUUCAAAAUGAACCAGCUAACACAAGAAUUAUGCAGCUUAAAGAGAGAACGGGGAAACAUGGAAAAAAUCCAAAGUAUACCAGAGAAAAGUGUUAACAUGGCUAUAGAAGAUCUGAGGAAAAAGGAACCUGAAGAAGAAGAAGUCCUUACUGAGGAUGCUCUUCAACCGCUAGAAAGUCAGACUUACCUCAAAUCUUUUGAAGAAAACAGCAGAGUUUCCAUAAACAGUUUGGAAACAAAGGUACUACAACUUGAGAGCACUGUGAGUGCAAAGAACUUAGAACUUAGCCAGUGUUAUAACCAAAUAAAGGACAUGCAAGAGCAAGGCCAGGCUGAAACAGAAAUGCUCCGAAAGAAGAUCGUAGACCUGCAGGCUGCGCUUGAGGAAAAAGUUGCUGCUGCUGUCGUGAGUCAGGUCCAACUUGACGCAGUCAAGGAAUAUGCAAAACUCUGUCAGAGGAGACAAAGUUCAUCAGAGCCCGAAAGAACAAAUAUACAGACUUUAAAUCAACCAACAGAAAACGAGAUGGAGUCAAGUGUAUCAGCAUUAACCCUAAGAAUAUCAGAAUUAGAAAGCCAGGUGGUUGAAAUGCAGGCUAGUUUGGUUUUAGAAAAAGAACAGGUAGAAAUCGCAGAGAAAAAUGCGAUGGAAAAAGAAAAGAAGCUACUAGAACUACAGAAGCUAUUGGAGGACAGUGAGAAAAAUCAGGGAGGCAAAGAAAGGAAAAGAAGCUCUCAGGGAGAUUUUGAAGUUCCCAAGACAACUGAGCUAAUUCAUACCAAUGAAGAAAGUGGAUUCUUUGGUCAACUGGAGACUCUUAGAGCUGAGUCAGCAGCUACUAAAGAAGAACUGGCCAAUUAUAAAGAAAAGGCAGAAAAACUUCAACAAGAGCUUUUGGUAAAAGAAACGAAUAUGGCAUUUCUCCAGAAAGAUUUAAGCCAAGUCAGGGAUCAACUCACAGAGACAAAAGAGAAAUUAUCCUACUUCUUAGAAAAAGAAGAUGAGACUGAGGAACAAGAAAACAGAAAUAUCUGCAUAUUAGAGCCACUUCUUAUUAAAGAGGGUACAAGCACCGCAUCCCAGACAGACAGGACUCUCAGGGUGGAUAGCAGCAACCAGACUCCACAAGUCCGUGUUAGAAAUGCAGGAAUCCAAAUUGAUUUACAGAGUGAAUGUUCAUCAGAAGAAGUUACUGAAAUAAUCACUCAGUUUACUGAAAAGAUUGAACAAAUGCAAGAGCUACAUGCUGCUGAAAUUUUGGAUAUGGAAUCCAGACAUAUUUCAGAAACUGAAACCUUAAAGAGGGAACACUAUGUUGCUCUUCAGUUACUUAAAGAGGAAUGUGGUACCUUGAAGGCAGUGAUACAGUGUCUGAAAGCUAAAGAGGGAUCCUCAGUUCCUGAAUUAACACAUUCUGAUGGUUACCAGACUAGAGAAAUAUGUUCUAGUGAUUCUGGAUCAGACUGGGGUCAAGGAAUUUAUCUUACACAAAGUCAGGGAUUUGACUUGACAUCAGAAGGCCAAAGAGAAGAAAGCGAAAGUUCAACGGAUUCGUUUCCAAAGAAAAUAAAGGGAUUACUGAGAGCUGUUCACAAUGAGGGCAUGCAGGUACUCUCUCUCACCGAAUCUCCCUACAGUGAUGGAGAGGACCAUUCUGUUCAGCAAGUUUCAGAAUUCUGGCUAGAAGAGAGAAGAGCUUACAUCAGUACAAUCUCAUCUCUUAAGGACUUAAUUACCAAAAUGCAAGUGCAAAGAGAAGCUGAGUCUCAUGAAAACUUCUCAGACUGGCGAGGUGAACUUCUGCUUGCCCUGCAGCAAGUUUUCUUAAAGGAACGAAGUGUUUUACUCGCCGCAUUUCAGACCGAACUGGCAGCUCUGGGCACUAGAGAUGCAGCUGGACUAUUGAGCUGUUUGGAACAGAGAAUACAGGAACAGGGUGUUGAAUAUCAAGCAGCUGUGGAAUGCCUCCAGAAAGCAGAUAGGAGGAGUUUGUUAUCUGAAAUUCAGGCACUGCAUGCUCAGAUGAAUGGUAGAAAAAUGACUCUGAAAAGAGAAAAAGAGAAUGAUCAACCAAGCCAAGAACUCCUGGAACAUAACAUCCAGCAGAAGCAGUCUCAGAUGCUGGAGAUGCAGGUGGAGCUCAGCAGUGCGAAAGACAGGGCUGCAGAGCUGCAGGAGCAGCUGAGCUCUGAGAAAAUGGUGGUUGCUGAGCUGAAGAGUGAACUUGCACAGACUACGCUGGAACUGGAAACAACACUUAAGGCACAGCAUAAGCACCUGAAGGAAUUAGAGGCAUUCAGGUUGGAAGUUAAAGAUAAAACAGAUGAAGUACAUUUGCUUAAUGACACAUUAGCAAGUGAACAGAAAAAAUCCAGAGAGCUCCAGUGGGCUUUGGAAAAAGAGAAAGCCAAACUGGGGCGCAAUGAAGAGCGGGAUAAAGAAGAACUUGAGGAUCUGAAAUUUUCACUUGAGGGUCAAAAACAAAGAAAUAUUCAGCUGAGUCAACUUUUGGAACAACAGAAACAACUACUAAAUGAAUCACAGCAGGAAAUAGAAUCACAAAGAGUGCUCCACAAUGCCCAGCUAUCAGAAGAACGAGGUCGAAACUUAGAGCUUCAAGUACUUCUGGAAUCCGAGAAAGUUCGGAUUCGGGAAAUGAGCAGUACCCUGGACAGGGAGCGGGAAGUGCGCGCACAGCUGCAGCAGAGCAGUGAUGAGAGUGGGCAGCCUCGGCCCCUCUUGCCCUCCGAGGACCUCCUUAAAGAGCUGCAGAAACAGUUGGAGGAAAAACACAGUCGCAUUGUAGAACUGUUAAAUGAGACUGAGAAAUACAGACUGGAUUCCCUGCAGACAAGACAGCAAAUGGAAAAGGAUAGGCAGGUUCACAGGAAGACGUUGCAGACAGAGCAAGAGGCCAACACUGAGGGACAGAAGAAAAUGCAUGAGCUCCAGUCCAAAGUGGAAGAUCUUCAGCACCAGCUGGAAGAGAAAAGGCAACAAGUUUAUAAGUUGGAUCUUGAAGGAAAGCGACUGCAAGGAAUUAUGCAGGAAUUCCAAAAACAAGAACUCGAACGAGAAGAAAAACGAGAAAGAAGAAUUCUGUAUCAGAAUCUUAAUGAGCCAUCCACAUGGAGUUUAACCAAUGAUCGAACUAGAAAUUGGGUUCUUCAACAGAAAAUAGAAGGAGAGACAAAGGAAUCAAACUAUCCUAAACUGAUUGCAAUGAAUGGAGGAGAAACUGGCUAUAAUCAUGAAUUAGAAAUGAUCAAACAAAAGCUUCAACAUAUGGCUUCAAAACUGCAGCAUCUAGCCCAGAAAGCCUCCAGUCGACUGCAGUUCGAAACAGCAGAUGAUGAAGAUUUCAUUUGGGUUCAGGAAAAUAUUGAUGAAAUUAUUUUACAACUACAAAAAUUAACUGGCCAUCGAGGCAAAGAGCCUGCCUUAGUGUCCCCAAAUACAUCUUGUGGCUCAUUGACUGAAAGACUACUGAGACAAAAUGCUGACCUGACAGGACAUAUCCGCCAACUGACCGAAGAGAAGAAUGACUUAAGGAACCUGGUUAUGAAGCUGGAAGAGCAGAUCCGAUGGUAUCAACAGACAGGAGCUGGCAGAGAUUACUCUUCUAGGUUUUCAUUCAGUGGUGGUGCCAACAUUGAAGCCAUCAUUGCUUCUGAAAAAGAAGUCUGGAACAGAGAAAAGUUGGCUCUUCAAAAAUCCUUGAAGAGGGCCGAAGCCGAAGUAUACAAACUGAAAGCUGAACUGAGAAAUGAAGCUUUACUUCACAGUCUGAGCCCUGACCCUGAACAUGCCACUCUAAAGAGAAUUUAUGGUAAAUACCUGAGAGCAGAAAGUUUUCGGAAAGCUCUCAUUUAUCAGAAGAAAUACCUGCUGCUGUUACUGGGUGGCUUCCAGGAGUGUGAAGAGGCCACGCUGGCUCUACUUGCCCGGAUGGGCGGGCAGCCGGCCUGCACGGACCUAGAGGUGAUCACCAACCGUCCGAAGGGCUUCACCAGGUUUCGGUCGGCUGUCAGAGUGUCCAUGGCAAUUUCGAGAAUGAAAUUUUUGGUUCGACGGUGGCAUCGAGUCACAAGUUCUGGUUCCAUCAAUAUUAACAGGGAUGGACUGAAUCCAGGUGCUGAAAAGACUGACCUGUUUUAUCAUUCUCCCGGUGGACUGGAUCUGUACGGAGAGCCGAGACACACUACAUACCGCUCAAGAGCAGAUCUGGACUAUCCUAGGUCUCCUCUUCCAUUUCAAAAUAGGUACCCAGGCCCUCCAGCUGAUUUAAAUCCUGCUUCCUUAGCAUGUUCUCAGCUUCAGAAUUAUGACCCUGACAGAGCCCUGACAGAUUAUAUCACCCGGCUGGAAGCACUGCAAAGGCGCCUUGGAACUGUACAGUCAGGUUCUGCUCAUUUUCAUACUGGCAUGAGAAGAUAAUCCUUUGAAACAUCAUGACUCGAAGUGAUUUUAAGCAAAUUCCCUUUUGUAAACCAAUGGUUCUUUUGUGCUUUUGUAUUGCGGAUAUUCAAUGGGACCAACACGAACACAGCUUAUGAUUGUAUACAAAUCCCAGCCAGUACAUGAAAACAAACUGGAAUUUGUACAUAUUAAGCAUUGUGUAUGUAUUCAUGCACAAUAAUCGUUCAAUUACGUGUGUAUUUGUGGAAUGCUAAUUUAAAUGGUUAAAUUAUAAACCUGGUUGUAUUUAUCAAAUGGGUGAAAAGAUUAAACUUUUGCAUAUUAUGACACUGCUGAAUGUGUAGCUUGAGGUGUCCUGCACUUUUCUUACAAGGCUACUGAAGUUACCUGUUUCUGCCUAAUAUAUUUGCUACUGGUGAUGACGACAGAUAUCACUUGUAGAGACCUAUUUUUGUAUAAUGGUAGAAGUUUUGAAUUUUAUGGGGUAUUUUGUCAAGUACUGAAAUAAAAAUGACUUCGCCAUUUUAACCACA
Messenger RNA from Eptesicus fuscus (big brown bat), 12005 nucleotides. It is a transcript of the gene AKAP9, whose product is annotated as A-kinase anchoring protein 9. Lineage: Eukaryota; Metazoa; Chordata; Mammalia; Chiroptera; Vespertilionidae. Bases 211 to 11490 code for a protein of 3759 amino acids. The record is from RefSeq and is a predicted model, not a curated record. Gene Ontology annotation, molecular function: potassium channel regulator activity; molecular adaptor activity; protein kinase A regulatory subunit binding. Gene Ontology annotation, cellular component: centrosome; Golgi stack; synaptic membrane. The transcript is spliced from 46 exons. Gene Ontology annotation, biological process: maintenance of centrosome location; signal transduction; regulation of Golgi organization.